AUGGGCAAGACAUUCAGUUCGAAGAAAGAUUAUAAUCGUGCACUUGCUAAACAGCCAAUACAGCCAAUCAGCCUAUCAAAGCUAGACGUAUCCAACGUUCAACAACAACCUCUUGUGGGAACACUUUCUAUUCCCUAUCCCGUACGUAUUUCUGAAUCGACUGAGAAAAUACCUGAUAUUACCCAUCAAUUAUCACCUAUCGAAGAGGUAACAUCGCCAAUCAACGAAUUUAUUCAAUCACCAAGCUUACAUCCGAACAUCAAUCAUUAUCCGAAACAAGAACCUAUCAUUGUUCCUCGUCGCGCGUAUUCUUUGCGAGUUCCUGUGCCACACCGCAAUCAAACGAUGAGUAAUGAUCCAGUAAUCAUACGUCGUUCAGUUGUCAAUUUAAAUAAACAUCGACGAACGAACGAUAAUCAACUAGCAACAUACGCGUCUCGUCCAACGAUUGUUGAACGUAAUGGCAAACAAUUCGUUACAGAAAUAAAAGAACGUAUGGAACGCCGCUAUGUUCAAGUAUUUGACGAAGCGACAGGUCAAAUGAGGCUCUUCGAAGUUACAGACUAUAUUCCAACUCGAACAGUUACGUCUGUACGCAACAGCCCGCAACGAUCAUUUUCGACACGUUCCCCUUUCAAUCAGCGUCCUUCAUCUCGGGGUACAUUGAAUAGUCGACCUGAACCACCAGCAACAUCGACUCUUGUCAAUUUCAGCGAUUUGAAUAAUCGUGGAAAUGUUGCACGACAGUUCGACUUGUAUCAUAGCGGUGCUAACGUAACAUUUAAUGAUAGUAAUAGAAGCAAUACACCACCAACACUUACCUCAAAACAAUCUGGCAGUUCGUCGUAUACGGAAUCUCAAUCGAGAGGAUAUAAUUCAACACCUACAACUCCGAGAACCGUAACCAAUCAAUAUUCGCCAAGCUCAUAUCAAUCGGAAGCACGUUCGUAUCGUCGACACAGUCCGACACCUUCUAAUUAUAGUGUUACAACAACCACCAAUCAAUCUACAGAUGAUGAUUCUGAUAGAGAAAGUGUCGAUCGAGUAUUGACUCCUACUAAUUUUCGUACUCGAAGUACACGAAAUGAUCCACGAACAACGAAUGGAAUAUAUAACGGAGAAAGUUCCUCAUCAGAUCCUGAUCCAUUUGCAAGAGGAAUUCAACCCGGUGAUCAUAAAUAUACACAACGACCAGGGGUGAAUAAUUAUUCUGAGCCCAUGACAUUGAAACAAGGUUUCGCUUCGCUUGGCACUUCCGAUUAUGCGCCAUUGGCACCAAGUCAAGGAAAUCGCAAUCGUCGCCAAAGUUCUCAUACAUAUGAAAGUUAA
Molecule: messenger RNA, 1329 nt
Organism: Adineta ricciae
Lineage: Eukaryota; Metazoa; Rotifera; Eurotatoria; Adinetida; Adinetidae
Source: the annotation of a GenBank genome assembly